GGGAAGAAGGCGCGCGGGUUGGAAGGCGCGGGAGCGAUGGCGGCGGCGCUGAGGCGCUCUGAUGAAGACAUGGCAGCUGUUACGCCGCAGAAAAGGAGCUGCAGUUCUACGGAUACCGAUGGUUCAUCCUUAGCCUUUGAGACUCCUGUGAAAAAAAAGAUGCUGGGCUUUGCUGAAGGUCGGUCUCCGCUCAAGAAAUCAAGAAAUAAUUGGUUUGCUUCUCAAAUAAAAUGGUCAUCGAGCUCUAGUGAUGAGAUGAGAGACAAUGAGGAUGAAAAUCAGAAGCCGGUGCUGUCGAGGAGGUUGGAUAUUUCACCCCUCCAGGCCACCAGUGUUCCCGCAGCCGCACAGAGGGAGCCGUUGGGGCAAUUCUCCCCAAAAACUGCUGCCUCCUACAAGCCCCUUGUGCCUGUGGUGUCUUUUUACAGCAAGGAAAAACGAUACCUUACUCCUCUUGAGAGGAAACAACUGAACGAGAACCGCUCUUUGAGGGAGAGGAGCAGGGAUGAAAAUCUCCCAGCUGCCAGCAGGACUGAGAAGAUGAACGUGAACUCGAGCAGGAACGCGAGCUCAAAGCCAAGCAAGCACGCGACCAGCUCCAAGCAUGGCAAAACUCUCCCCAAAACGCUUAAGAAGGCCAAGGGAGACAUUCCACCGGGAAAACCCAGUGUGGAGAAAGAGAAUGUGAAUUGCCUGAUUAAAAAGAAGAUGGAUUCGCCCUUCAGAGUCCUGAGCAUGACAGUUAAACCAGCCCUGAAACUCCAGCUGGGAGCAGCGUUCUUUUCUGCCGGGAAGAAAUCGCACUCUAAAAAACCAGUUGUAGACACUAAGUCCCUGCAGGGUGACCCCAAAUCUCUGCAAGAAAACAGUCAGCCCGCACCACCGACCACUGCAAAGUCUAAUUCAGCAGACAGAAACAAAAUUCUUGAGGCGGGAGGGGUAUUGAGAAGGAUUUCUGUGCCUCAGAAGAAGGAAAAUGCAAACGAGGAGGACUCUAAGAGCUGUGGAAAUCAAGAGAGAGAUUCGGCACAUGAAGGAAAAAGAUCUCCACAGAAAAGCGGGAGCAACCCUAGUCCGUUUGGGGCUUCCUGGUCUGCAGGAGACAGCGAUACAGAGAAUGUGGAUGUUGAUGAAAUCGGUUCUUCUAAAAGCCGUGAGUCAGAUGAUUGCAUUAUGCCUUCAAGCCAAUCUCCGCCAAAGGGGAAUAAGCGAGCAUCUCCUUCAAGUGCUGUUGUCUACCCCAUAUUCACUGCACCCCCCAGCAGCAAGAAAAGGACACAGGCUGUGCUGGAUGAAUUGAAUUCUCCGUUCGGGUCCAACCCACCUGCAAAAACACCUCACACCUCGCAGAAAAGCAAGAAGGCGAAAGAGCUCAGCAAGCGCUCCAGGGAUCAGAUGAUCAUUGAUGCUGGUCAGAAGCAUUUUGGCGCUGUAGUUUGCAAGUCGUGCGGCAUGAUCUACACGGCUGCAAGCCCGGAGGAUGAAGCCCAGCACAUCCAGCACCACGAGAGGUUCCUGGAGGCGCUCAGAUACGUGGGUUGGAAGAAAGAACGGGUCGUGGCAGAGUUCUGGGAUGGGAAAAUUGUAUUGAUUCUUCCAAAUGACCCAAAAUAUGCCGUCAAGAAGGCAGAAGACGUGCGGGAGAUCGUAGAUAAUGAAUUGGGGUUUAAGCAAGUUUCGUUGAGCUGCCCAGCCAAGACCAAAAUAUACUUGUUUGUGUCCAAUGAGAAGAUGAUUGUUGGGUGCUUAGUGGCUGAAUCAAUCAAGCAGGCUUUCCGGGUGCUGUCAGAGCCAGGAGCCAUGCUGUCGCCCGAGCAGGACCAGGAUGUGCUGCAGCACCAGCGGGCUUGGCGCUGCUCCACGGAGCCAGAACCCGCUGUCUGCGGCAUCAGCAGGAUCUGGGUGUUCGGGCCGAGGCGCGGGAAGGGCAUUGCCCGUCGCAUGGUGGACGCGGUCAGGAGCACCUUCAUGUACGGCUGCUACCUCGGCGCCCACGAAAUCGCCUUCUCCGACCCCACGCCGGACGGCAAGCUGUUUGCGACGAAAUACUGCCAAACCCCGCGCUUCCUUGUGUACAAUUUUAUGUAUAGUUAACUGAGGCGGCUUGAUUAUUGCAAGUUGAGGUUUGUUUAAAUCGCCUAAAAUAAUUUGAUGUUGAAAUUAACGCUUCUUAAAGCGUUGUUACCUGGCUAAACGCUGUUCUCCUGCUGAGCGCUAGUUCUCCCUCCCGCCGUGAGCGAGCUGGGGGGAGAGUGUGUCACUUUGUGUACAGAGUUGUGUUGUAUUUUAGUGUAUGCUGUGGAACCUUGCUUGGAUUUCAGGUAGGUUUUGUUUCUUCUGAGAUUAAAUUUUAUUGCAAGUAACUUAAUUUCUUUAAAAGGUGGAAUUAAUAUAAAGAUGGCUGUUUUCUCCCUGAUGUGUGGGGACGUAACUCUGCGCGCUCUGCUGCGUGUGCGCUGUGAAAGGCGGGGAGUUUGCUAAACUUACGGAACAAAAAGUUGCUAAAUUGAUGUAAAGAGCAUAAGAGGUCUUAAAAUGACUGAUGCGUGUCAGGAUUUCCCCCGGUGGGUAAGGCCUGGAACCCUCCUGGCGUUGUGCUGCCGGGGAGAGUGCCCCAGGGGCCCCCUGCUCAAUAAAAUGUGUGAAAUGCUGCUUUUUGAGCUGAUUUCUGUGUGCGGGAGACGGAGGAAGGCUUCCAAAUUCGAACGCUCUCCUCAUUUGAAGGGUUCAGAUGAGAAGGGAGCGGUGCCUGCAGGGAGGAAUGGGACAAGUGUGUGUUGCAACCUCUUCGUCUCCAGCCAGAUGAGGGCAGG
Molecule: messenger RNA, 2813 nt
Organism: Chroicocephalus ridibundus (black-headed gull)
Lineage: Eukaryota; Metazoa; Chordata; Aves; Charadriiformes; Laridae
Gene: ESCO2
Product: establishment of sister chromatid cohesion N-acetyltransferase 2
Exons: 11
Coding region: 37-2094 (685 amino acids)
Biological process (GO): mitotic sister chromatid cohesion
Cellular component (GO): nucleus; chromatin
Molecular function (GO): protein-lysine-acetyltransferase activity
Source: RefSeq, a predicted model, not a curated record